CAUUAAGAUCCAAGCGCACGUUGCAUAGCGUCUCUAGAACCGAUAGUUCCUCUACAAAGACACUACGACUCGCAAUGGGACUCUGGCCGCGAACGCCAUUGCGCGACGCCACAUGGAUCAACAUCACGGCACAUGUACGGUACCUGAUGGACACUCACUAGAUUGUGGUCGAUGCGCAAGGCAGGAUGGUCACAUGGCACGCGUAAGGCGAAAGUCUACAGAGAGACUACUACUGCUGCUUCUUCCCAAGACGAUGAUAUCAUCCACGAGCACGACGUUGCCCAUGGAGCGUCAUCUGCUCGCCUCGAUAAUGAGAAUACCCGCUGCGAGACACCCGCUUACGCCCUCUCUGAAGACGAUGGUAUUGACGAGGCUGCAUCGAGAAUUCACAAUCGUCAAGCAAACAAGAUUGCGCAUGUUUCCAAGGCAAUCUGGAAGAACAUCAAAGCUAUCACGCAGAGCACAGGACGCUGAGCAAGGCAGCGCUAUUAUGACCAAGGCCAAGACUGCAGCAUCACAAGCAAAAACGGCGCACAAGUCUGCCAAGAAGGCCAAGAAAGCGGCAGCACGUCUGUAG
Messenger RNA from Protomyces lactucae-debilis, 577 nucleotides. RefSeq lists its product as uncharacterized. NCBI's taxonomy places the organism in Eukaryota, Fungi, Ascomycota, Taphrinomycetes, Taphrinales, Protomycetaceae. The coding region runs from base 194 to 577 and encodes 127 amino acids. The transcript is spliced from 5 exons. The record is from RefSeq and is a predicted model, not a curated record.